This is a messenger RNA of Dermochelys coriacea (leatherback sea turtle), 8330 nucleotides long. RefSeq lists its product as uncharacterized. Lineage: Eukaryota; Metazoa; Chordata; Testudines; Dermochelyidae. The record is from RefSeq and is a predicted model, not a curated record. The transcript is spliced from 15 exons. The coding region runs from base 5014 to 6402 and encodes 462 amino acids.
CUAGAUAAUACUUAGUCCUGCCUUAAGUGCAGGGGACUGGACUAGAUGACCUCUAGAGGUCCCUUCCAGUUCUAUGAUUCUAUGAAUAUACUUUGCUUAGCUUCUGUGAAAGCAGUGUUUUGGGGGCAAGCCUUGGUUGAAUAUUUUUCCAACUGUAGCUAUUUAGGCAUUGAAGAGCAAAGAUAAGUCUGAGGAUCCUGAAGCUACAGACAACCUAGCUCUUACAUGGCUGAUGUUAUGAUGGUAGAAAGUUCUUUGUUUCCCUCUCUCCACUGCAGUACCUCCAUCUCUUCCAGGUUUAGCUUUAACAAGCUAGUCUUCAUGUGAAUGUUGAUUCCUAGACCGUGGGAUGGCUGGGAGACAGUGUUUGCAUUUUCUUUGAAGGAAACAGCAUGGUGGCUACAUUUUACUAGCAUAUGCAUUCCUGUUGUCUCACAGCUUCAUAUAGGUGUUAAAUAGAAAAGGGCUGGGGGAGAGGAUUCAGAGGUGAGGACUCUGGGGGCAGUCCUCUGCCUUCAGGCAGAAGGUCAAGGAAGCCAUUGUAUUGAUUAAUGCUAAACCCCCUGUAUGUAAGACAAAAGCAGCAUUCCACUGAAAUUUAUCAAAUGUGGUGGAGAAAUCCUGCAAUAUGGGUAUGGUUUGAUCAGCAGUAUAAGGCAUGUUGGCUUUACCAGUCAGUGUGAGACUGCAGGGGUGCAUACCUUCUGGGUUGUCCUGUUGAAGUAGUUAGCCAAUGGGACAGAAUCUCUAAGAGGAGGGCUCUCAUUAGGUAGUCCUGGUCCCUUCAACAGGUUGUUGGGUUGAUUAGCUGGGACACAGGGCAGUUGACAUUAGCAAACAAGGCACAAGAGGGCCUUUCACUUCUCUGGCCUUCCCACCUUUGUUGUUAGUGGUGGAGGGUAUUAAUAAAUUUUGUGUUCAUUGCAGUUCCAGCUGGUGACUUCCACAGGUCACCUGGACUGCAGCAAUUGUACACAUAGUGAUGGACAUGGAAGAAUUUCAUGGAACAGCUUGUGGACUCCUGCUGUCAUUUGGAAUGGAAAUUAAAGGACAAACGAGCAGUGGGGUUAUGUUUAUAUGCUUCAUAGGAUUGCAACUUUGAGCAGUUGUUUCUGGCAGCAGGGGUGUCAAAACCCUCUUUUUCCAAUGGGAUAGACAUUUGUUUGAUUCUCCCAAAACAAUAGAAGUUGUAUGAUUUUUGGAGACGCCUUCCUUUUCUCUGUGACGGACAUCAAUGUGCCUUUCUCAAGGGAAGAAGUUGACUUAUGGGUGAGCCUGAGCCAUCCUACAAAGCCAGGGCUUUCUCAGGCAGUAGGCUGUUCUGGCUGUAGGCCAUGAUAGGCAUCAGGAGUAAAUCAGGCUCUGAGAAGGCCUUGGUGUUAAACCUGGAAUUGUUGUGCUUGGAAUUUGAGCAUCAAAACGGGGUAAGGCAGGUGAUGGGGAGCACUGAUGGCCUUUUCUCUUCCAAAUUGCUGCCAAAUCAGGUUGCCCCAAAAUGUUAUCCUGUUAUGGAAUUAAUAAGGUUGUGAACACUUGGCCAAAAAUGUCAGAUAUUUGUAUUUGUCCUCAUUAGCCUCUUCAAUUCUCAGUGAUACUUUAAGUGCCCAUUUUCUAAUCCCAUCUAUGCAGAAAGCAUGCUUGAUCCAUGAUACCUUAUGGAAAAGGUAGAUGAGACCUCCCAUUUGACUGACAAGUUAAAAGAAACUAGCUUUGGGCUAAAAAUAUUCUACAGGUGUUAAUCACAGAUGCUAGUUCCAAUUAAACAAUUGAGUAGUCAUUACCACACAGUCUGAAGUCAAAUGCUGCUGAUCCACUCACCUUGUCUCAUUACAUAUUUUAAUUGUCUUCAUUAAUCAUUAUUACUGCUUGGUCUGGAGUAUCUUAUUAAUUAGAUCACUAUCUAGAAAGCUCACUUCUGGAGAACAAGUUACAUUCCAUGCACAUUCUAUUACCAGAAAUGUUUUGUCAGUUUUGGCAGCAUUCAUCCUUUCUAUAAGUGAAGUGCAAGCAUUUCCCCCUCAAAAAAUGUUUUCAAAAUAUUUUCAUAAAAUCAGAAUAUAACUGAACUUUAUUAGUGAACUGAUGUAGGCAGGAACUGCAGCUGUAGGAUAGCUGUGUCAGCUACUUUCCUUAUUUCCAGACACUAUGCAAUAAUUGGACAAGUUGUUUGCAUAUACAACUGGAAUCCAUACCACACAGUAAAACUUGGAAUACUAGUUUCAGGAGGACCUCUUGGAGCAGUGAUCUUAGAGCAUGUGUAUUGUGAGUUAUUGCACCUGGUUGAAGGGGGGAAGGAAGAUCUGUUUAUUUACAAAAACUUCCUUUCUCCUAAAUGUUCAUUAGUUAUUGGAAUUACACAAAGGAUCAGCAGAAUCAAAGUAAAGUCACAGAGUUGACUGAUCUAUUUUCAGUCUGUUGGCUUUUGUGAUGUCAUAAUUGCAUGAGUUUUCCAGUAAUGACAGUGUCUUCCAGGGCUGAUAAGAACUAAAUUUCUAAUGCAGAAAAACAAAAACAUUUUAGGCACUCUUUAAAUAAAGAGAGGAAAGGGGACAAACAAAGUUUUAUUUUUUCUUUGCUGGUAACUUAUGGAUAGUGAAAUAUUGUUAAUUAGACCCAACUUAGCCACUUUUGGAGUGUCAGUGAUUGUCCUUAACACUGCUCAGUGUUUCUUCUUAUAUCUUGUCAGGAUUCUUUAAUUGUGCUGCAAAGCCAACAGAGAAGACAGUUCUGCAGAAAAUGCUGGACUCCACAAUUCGUUGCAGAUGUCAAAGAUCGUAUCUCCCUAAGGAGUGCUAACCCUCAUAUGAGCUCCUUAGCAGCAUCCGUAUAACAUCUAUGCACACAAUUGCCAUAAAGAGUGCAUCGAUUAGGACUGCAUUUGCUGUAUGCAAGUCUACCCAUCAUGUCAGUCUCCAGUCAAUACUGCACCAGAAUAGAUAGCAAGCACUGGCGUAACAGUUGCAAUGGUACAGUCAGUCUUGCCAUCAGCAUCCUGUUGUGCAGAUUACCUGACCAACCUAUGUAAACUUCUUGGAACUGGCCACCAUGAUGAAUCAAGGUUUGCAUCAUCAUACAGGGGUAGCCUUUUAUAGCCAUGCAAGGACAAUGAGGCUUUUGUUGCAACCAUGUGAAUCUAUGUGCUAAAUUAACUACAGAAGUGACAGCUACCCCCAAAGACAUUUUACAGUAUUUUUUUAAAUAAGUACAGAAAACGAACAUCUUAAACACUUACAUUUCAAUUUUUAAAUAUUUUCAACUUUAACUGAAUUAUAUCCCCAAAGUUGUUACUGAGAAGUUAAGUAAUACACCUUCAGAUGGGUCCAAUACAGUUUUUCAGCAUAUAGCUUUUCCUGUGUUGAAUGAAAGAGCAUUUUCUGAAUUGAAAAGUGUAAUUUGGAAGAAAUUUAGAUCAAAUUGCCUUCAAUUUUUUUUUAAUUUAACUGUAAAUAUUACAUACAAGUUGAAUGUGAGUAAUGAUUUUAAUAAAACAACAAACUUUCAAGGCAAGGGAGCACUGUAACUGAAUUCCUUAAUUAUAAUUAAUACAAAAAAUUACCCACCCCACUUUUAAUUAAUAGUAUCAGCAGAACAUGUAAUUGUUUUUGGUUUUUUUUUUUUUGCAAUCCCCAGCCCUUGUCCCGCAAACCUGCAUGUAACUAAUUUUACUCCUGUUGUGUAGUUCCACUGAUAAGUGCACAAGGGCUUGCAGGAUUUGGGCCUUUAACCACAAUCUUGCAAAAAUGUAUCAUAUGCAAAUGAGUAAAUGUUUGCACUACUGAGUUUCCUAAGUAAAAGAAUGGUAAAUUACAAAAUAGCACAUACCUAUUCAAAAGAUCAUAAGCCAGUUGAUUGAAAAGAUAGCAACAAGAACACUGUCAACAAAAUGAAUCACAUGGCUGCUCGAUGUAUUCAGCGGCAAUGUGAAUACUGUAAGUAUUAGCCAAGAUGGUCAGGGAUGCAACCACAGGCUCCAGGUGUCCCUAACCUCUGACUGGCAGAAGCUGCGGACUGGAAAACGGGAUGGAUCCUGUUCUGUUCCCUCCCUCUGCGUUAUCUGGUACCUGCCACUGUCAGAAGACAAGAUACUGGGCUGGACGCACAGGGGCCUGUGCAGGCAUUUACAUUUGACUGCUUUUGGAGAGGCACAUUAAAUACAUGAUGUUAUGAGGAAGUACAGUACACCCUCACUAUAACAAAGCCCUGGGGAUCCAAGCCAUUUGGCCAUUAUAGCCAGGGGUUCAUUAUAGCGAAAGGGGUGGGUGGGAGGAAGAGCUCCCUUGGCCACAGCGGGAGCUCAGCUCCCCUGGCUGCUGCAGAGAGAGGGUCGGAAGAGCUCGCUCUCUCCCUCCCUUGGGGCCAGAGGAGCUCUGUGCCUCUGCCUGUCCCCCUUUGUACACACCCCUGGCUGGAUGGACCCUUGCUCUGACCUGACCCAGUAGGUCCUUAAGCGGUGGUCCAGACCUGUGAAAGAUCAAUGGUCAUUCGUGCACUGCCUCAUAUUUUGUUGCUUUCCAUUUCGGUCGAUGUAAGGCUUCACUGCACAAUGUCGCGGCAUGGGCCGCUGGCACGAAACGUGACACCCCCCCCCCCGAUUUCUUCGUUUCGCUCAUUGCCUCCCGUCUGCAUGUUUGCUUUGCCAACGGGGGGGGGGGGGGCCCAGCUCACGUGCAGCAGCAACCAGCCGUGUCCCCAACGCAGAAAAAGCGCGCAGCCCACACACCGCGUGCGGUGCCCUCCGUUGCUUCUUGCUGACGGCUGCCCGCUGCAGGGCGGACCCGCCCACGGCCCACUGCGGCCCCCAGGGUUUCCUCCCCUGGCCUGCCGCAGGGCCGCGCUCCGCCCGGCGCGGGCCGAAGGGUGCCUGGCGGCUACCGCUCGUCCCGGGGCGCGGGGGCUGGGCAGAGCCAGGGGCGCUGCGAGGAGGCCGCGGUUGCGGGCCGGACGCGGGAGCGACUCGUCUCACGGCGCCCGCGGCCACCUCGCAGGCGACUGGUAGUGAAACUGUAAUAGGACAUGGCAACCAGCUUACAGCUUUAUAAGAAGAGUACAUUUCCUCCUCUUCUGAAUAUUUAUCAGCCGUUGCAUUGCAAGAAUCAGAAUGACAAAACCCCCCAAAAGAUGAUGAAAGAUGACACCGGGAAGAAGAGGAACAACAAAUCAUCAUUUAGUGAUGAAGACAAGGAAGAUGCAAUGAAACGGGCCCUGCUAGAACAGCGCCAUCUUGAAAACUACAAAAAUCUAUACAGGCUGAGAAAUGCCAUGUAUGUGCGUUACAGGGAUUUGUUGAACAAGAAAGUUCAAAAGCAACGAAUUCAGAUCCAAAUGUCUGAUCUCAACUUCAAGCAAACUCUUGAACAGCAAGGAAGAAAAAAGUGUAUCCCUGGACAUCAAGUGCCCUACUGCAAAUUGUCUCCUGAUGCUAAAUACCUCAAGUCUAUUCCACAGUCCAGUAAUUACCUGAUUAUAGGAUUGCAGAAUGAGUUAACUAGACAUGGAAUCUUAAAGAACCAGCAAGAUUAUGAAGACUUUUGGACACUGAUCCUAGAGGGCACUCACGGUUCACGGCUCAAAGAAAAACUUCAGGAUAUAAAAUCAAAAAUGGUUGCAGCUAAGUCUUUUCCUUCGCGUCCUGUUGUGAGAACCGGUGCAGCACAGUCAGCCAAUGUCCUUCGGAGCAACCGAUGUGGGCCACUGAAAAUGAGCUCAGCUUCUCCACCAGGAUCAGUGUCCUGCCAACCUCCAGCUCAUCAUCCAAGUAAACACACGAAGGCCCAAGAAGAAACUGAGCAAAUAUUUCCUAAGCUGCUGCUUUCUUGGCUCUCUGAAUUGCAGAAAAGGCCUGAAGAGCAAUCCAGAACUCAGGAGGUGAGCAAACCUUGCAAAAGGACUAAGAAGCAUUUCCACCACGAACGACAUCUGAUUUACUUGCAUCAUAUGUAUCAUCUUGCCCUUCUUAAUAUGACAUCUUCCAAGAGGCUGCUGGAGAAAAAUGGCCAGUUUGCAGUUGCUGAAAAAGAGCACAGUGUCCGUGAUCUGAUGGAAUACUUGUUUCCAAGUCAUCAUAAACAACCUGGAAAUAGCUCUGCUGAAAGAGGGAUAGAGGGAAGCACAUUUCCCAUUUUGUUAGAUAGGAAACCGCAUGAGCCAUCUCACAGGAGCUUCUCCAAAACACGCCUAGUUUUUAAAGAAAUGAAAAACAAUUCAAAGGAGAAACAACAUGAAAAUAAAGGAGCUGUUGAAAUUUGGAAGGAUCAGAAAUACAAUAACAAUGCCUUUGCCCCACAAGAAAUGAUCUCUGUGCCUCUUACCAUAGAAGAUGUGGUUCUGAAAAAUCCAGUUGUGGAAGCUAAGUCAACAGUUACCUACUGGACUAAUUACGUGGACAAAGAAUCCAUUUUCUAAACUAGAAAAGGAUGACUAAAAUACAGAAACUCACAACAGCAAUGGAAUUGCAGGUUUAUGUAGAUCUUUAUGCUGUAACCCACACACAUUGUGAUGUAUCUAGAUUAUGAAAUUGCUGUACUAAAUGUAAUUGAACUUUCUACAGGCCAAAAUCUUGAUCUCAUUGAGGACAAAGUGAAUGUUGUCAUUCACUUUAAUUACAGCAGGAUUUGGCUCUAAAGCAGUGCUACUAUGGAAUGGUUCAAAACAGAUGAUAAAUGUGUCUUGUGAAAAUAGAUAAUUUACUGUACAAUUUGGCUGGGUUCCUAAUCUUUAACUGAUCUACAGUAUUAAUUGUUGGAACAUACCCCAGUGAACUAGUUGAUGCUUUUGUUGUUGCAGUUUAUUCUGAUGUGAUGAAAUCAACAAUAAUUUCUCAGUGAGCUCUUGCAAGCUGAGCGAUGAACUCAGAGGAAGGUUUUUAAAAAAAGUAGAGAAGUCUAGUUUAAGAUAAACUAUGACUUAGAUGCAAUACAAGCUUUUAGUUAAUCAAAGAAGGCAGACAGGCUACUUAUGGGCAUUUGGUCAGAAAUACACUUAACUCAUAGUUCUUUAAUCUAAAAUCUACAUGUAAAUCUAUAGUGCAAGCUUCAAAGAAUUCACUAUAAAAUUAAAUGUGCUCAAUUUCAGAUGUUUUUUAAUGGAUGCGACAAGCUUAUUGUGUGUCAUGCUGUGGGAGAUGUUGCACUUCACACACAAAUAGGCUCAUCAGCCAUUCUGCAGACCAAACACAUCACUGGCUGUUGUGGCAGAGGAGGACACUUAGCACUGUGAGGGGAGAGACUAACUCAGCAGAAGAGAGAGCAGACUUGAAAAAACACCAGAAGACGGUGAAAUAAUGGUUCUCUACUGAAAGAAUGCAAGCAACUCAUAGGUGUCAAUCAGACUACUUGGAGGCAAAAUAAUUUGAGACUGUCAGUUGAUGAGUAGGUCCCCUCAGGCGCUGUUUCCAAUCACCGCAGUAAAGACCUACCCACCUGUGAAGGUUAUCAGAGGAGAACAGGAGGGAAACAUCCAUAGAAAGUCAUCCAUCAUGAGUGAGAUAAUAAAGGCAAUGUUUUAAAUUGAUCAAAAUUUUACAUACUUGAACCAUCGUUAUGUUUUACCUGAUUCUUUAGGAAAAUGUAAUAUCAGUGAAAUUGACAGGCUAUCAUCUUUAGUUUUCUGACCCAUUUUACAGCUGUGAUGCUUAGAACAAGUUUAGCUAAUAUCUUCAUCCCUCAAUCAAACUGGCCAACUUUCAUGCAAUUUAUGCAUGGAUGAAUACAAAUUACUGUCAUGGCUUUACAAUGUUGGAAGAAUGGGGUUGGUUCUGCAUGUUAUUGUAUAUAGAUACAAUCACCACACCUGAUAAGUAAAUAUUCCUUCACACUGCAUUACCUUUAGUAUUAAUAUCCUAUGGACAGGAGACAACAUGCUGAAGUCAACUGCUAGGGUCAGUAAUCUCCAUAGCUAUGAAGCAUUCCCACUGCUGUGGAAAACUCCUCCAUUGCAAGUUUCAAUUUGAAGAAGUGAGUACCUUGACAGCCAGAGUAUUUUAAUAAAACAGAUCAUUUAUGUAAACAAAAAUGUAACCAGUAGAUCUCAAGACAGGAAUUAGAAAAUGAAGCAUGUAAUAAGACACUUCAGAAAUAACAAAAAUGAGGCUGCAGUGAGUACUACUUUAAGGUGUGUUCGUUAAGCCAAGCCACUUCAAGACAGAUAUUAAAAAACACCUAUCUUCUUUACAGUUGAUGGGAUGUUUUCAGCUCCAAGCUGUUGUCCAUGGCUGAUAACCAGGCCUGCAGUUGUAAAUAUGUUCAAUCCAGUUGAAUCAAUGACAAUUCUGUGAGGGUUUAGCAAGAUUCCACUUCAAGAUAAUUAAUUUGUUUUCCAACUUAUGCUAUAUU